Messenger RNA from Cheilinus undulatus (humphead wrasse), 8781 nucleotides. RefSeq names its product RIMS binding protein 2b (gene rimbp2b). NCBI's taxonomy places the organism in Eukaryota, Metazoa, Chordata, Actinopteri, Labriformes, Labridae. Bases 1 to 5085 code for a protein of 1694 amino acids. The record is from RefSeq and is a predicted model, not a curated record. The transcript is spliced from 28 exons. Gene Ontology annotation, biological process: neuromuscular synaptic transmission. Gene Ontology annotation, molecular function: protein binding.
AUGACAUCACCCAGCACUGCUCACCAUGACAAGCGUUUGGGGAAGCAUGCAAACCGUUCUGUCAUGGGGACAAUGGGCUGUCAGAAGACUUGCAAGGUGGAGAAACUCCUGAAGCAGCCCCAGCGGGAGGUGGUGUGGAGCCAGAGACAAAGGUUAGCCACAGCAAAGAAGAACAGCCGAAUGAGGGAUACAGAGAAGCUUAGAAAUGAAGUUUCUCCCCUCCAGCUCCCAGAUGUGCAGCGCGUGGAUAGCUUUCAUCUUCUAGAGGCCAACAGCAGAGCUCUGAGACUUGGCCCGGAGACCUUGAGCCACCAGAGGCUAAAGCAGAAAUUACUGGAGACUGAGAUCAGCACCAGAAGGAAGGAGUGCGAAGCUCUUGAGGCAGAGGUGAAGAAAAAGAAUCAAACAUGUCAGACUUUGGAGAAUGAGCUUCAAGAUUUCCUUCAGGAGAAUAAGCACUUUAACCUCCAAUUGUUCAACAGUAGCCACAAGGCAUCUGAGCAUGAGAAGGUGAAGUCUGAGUAUGCCCAGCUCAAAGAGACCCUUGGUGCUGUGACGCAGGAGAGAGAUUUAGCCCUGUGGGAGAAGAACCAGCUCCAAGACAAACUGGAGAACCUAGAGCAGGUGCUCAAGCAUAUGCGCGAGGCUGCAGAGCGGAGGCAGCAGCUAGAGUUGGAGCAUGAGCAGGCCUUGGCUGUACUCAAUGCAAAGCAGCAGGAGAUUGACCUUCUUCAGAAGGCUCAGGUUGAAGCUAAAAAGGAACAUGAAGGCGCUGUCCAUCUGUUAGAGAACCACUUGGACAGCAUGCAGGCCAAAGUACGGGAGCUGGAGGAAAAAUGCCGGAACCAGAGCGAGCAGUUCAACCUCCUGUCCAAGGAGCUGGAGAAGUUCCGGCUCCAAGCUGGGAAGUUUGACAUCCUCAGCACUGAACCGUUAACUUUAUGUGAAUCUCCAGGGUCACCCAACAAAUCCCUGUCCCAGCUCCUCAAUGGACUGGCUGCCCCCAUAGGAAAAGGCAAUGAAGCUCCAACAAGCAGAUCUUUGAUAUCAGAGUUCAUUCGGCCGCUCCAAAUCAGUGGAGACAAGCCAGAGCUCCUCUCCGUUAAGCCAACAUUCCUCACACGCAGUCGAACCCGAAGCCCAGCAUUCCUCUCUGAGAUGGACAAAGAGCUCGGCUCAACAACCAGGUCCAAACUAAGAUUCACAGGGAAGGUCCGUCUGUGCAUUGCUAGGUACAGUUACAAUCCUUAUGAUGGGCCUAAUGAGCACCCUGAGGCAGAGCUCCCCCUGGUGGCAGGGAAGUACCUCUAUGUUUAUGGGACGAUGGAUGAGGAUGGCUUUUAUGAAGGGGAGCUGCUGGAUGGACAGCGGGGACUUGUCCCAUCCAAUUUUGUGGACUUUAUCCAAGAUGAGGAAACAUCGUCCACCCAACAAAGGGACACAGUAGCUAAAGAACCUGGCUACCUCAACCACAGUAGCCUGGGGGCCCAGAGACAUGGGGUGGGCACAGGAACGGGAACAGGCAUAAGCAGCCUGCUGUGUGACAGUAAACUAGACUGUCUCAGCACCAGCAGCUUGGGCAUGGACCUCCUGGGCUCCUCCAGCAAUGGGACAGGAACCUUGGAUGUCAAUAUUGACGAGGUUGGUGAAGACAUUGUGCCUUAUCCCCGCCGCAUCAACCUAAUUAAACAACUUGCCAAGAGUGUGAUUAUUGGCUGGGAUGCUCCUGUGGUCCCGCCGGGCUGGGGCACCAUCAGUGGCUACAAUGUCUUGGUGGACAAGGAGCUGCGCAUGAGUGUCCCCUACGGGGGCAGGACAAAGUCUCUUAUUGAAAAGCUCAAUUUGGCCACCAACACCUACCGUAUCUCAGUUCAGAGCAUCACUGACAGAGGCCUAUCAGACGAGCUGCGGUGCACUCUGCUCGUGGGAAAGGACGUGGUGGUGGCACCUUAUUAUCUACGAGUGGACUGUAUAACGCAGGUUUCUGCUGAGCUCUCUUGGAUGCCCAGCAACAGCAACUACAGUCACACCAUCUUCCUGAAUGGCGCAGAGUAUGACAUGGUCAAAGCAGGAGGCUAUAAGUACAAAUUCUUUAACCUGAAGCCCAUGACCGUUUACAAAGUGAAGGUUGUGGCGCAGCCGCAUCAGGUGCCUUGGCAGCUUCCAAUGGAUCAAAGGGACAAGAGGGAAAUCUCCGUGGAGUUCUGCACACAGCAUGCAGGGCCUCCUCAUCCUCCCCAGGAGGUGCAGGUUCAGUGUGGUCAGACGCCUGGCGUCCUGCAGGUCAGAUGGAAGCCACCACCUCUGACGCCUUCAGGAACCUCCAACGGCGCCUGUGUGAUUGGUUACGCUGUGUGCACAAAAGGACAAAAGAUAGCAGAGGUCUUAUACCCCACAGCAGACUUUGUGAGCGUGGAGUUAAACAGGAUUCAGUGUCUGGAGGCCCGAGAAGUCAUUGUAAGGACGUUGUCAACACAAGGGGAGUCCCAGGACUCGCCCGUGGCCAUCAUCCCGCACAAUCUCUUGGGCUCUCCCCACCUUUCACGCAGGACCACAAGUCAUCCUAUUCCCCAAUCAGUGCAUUCACAAACCCACCCUCCUUACCCAUCAACAUACCCGCCCAAUCACCCACAGCCACAAGUUCAGCCUCUGCCUCGAGCCCAACCCCAUACACUGCCCCACGCACAGCCACACUCUCAGCCUGGCCGUCAUCCCCCUCCCCAUCCCCAGCCUCAGCCUCAGCCUCAGCCUCAUUUUCAGCGUCACCCCAUGCCCAAGUCCAAACCGUUAGUAAGUGCCAGAGAGCCAGAAACCAAAGAGCAUGAAGUGGGCCUACGGUCGACCCCGCACUGGGAGCGAUCCCCCUCUCCGCUGCCUCCAAUGCGCGGACCAAACCUGGAGCCACCGCACUUCCAGCCACGGCGAUCACCCUCUCCUCAGAGGAUCCUGCCGCAGCCUCAGGGAGUCCCCAUCCCCAACACCAUCGCCAAGGCCAUGGCCAGGGAAGCUGCCCAGAGAGUCUUUGCCGAGGGCAACCGGGUGGAGAAGAGGAACAUCUUUAGUGACCGAGGAAACGCCCUACAAUCGCUAAACUCUGACGAGGAGGAGGAUGGCUAUGAUUCUCCUCAUGCGAGGAGGAGAGGAGCCUCGGUGGAUGAAUUCCUCAGAGGCUCAGAGCUGGGCCGACAGCAUCAUUACCAUCACUACAGCCACAGUGAGGAGUACCACACAGAGAGCAGCCGGGGCUCUGACCUGUCUGACAUCAUGGAGGAGGACGAGGAAGAUCUCUACUCUGAGAUGCAGCUGGAGGAGGGUCGUAGGCGCAGCAUCAACUCUCACAACACUCUUAAGGCUUAUUACAAGCGUCAGGACUUAGCUGAGGAAAGAGACUGCUGGGACCUCCAGAGGGAGGUGGUGAAGCAGAAGUCGCUCCGCAGCAAGCGCCUCCACAGCAUCCCUGAGGUGGCAGAGGAAGAAUCGGACUGUGUAGAUGGCAUGGGCCAGCACCUUAGCUUUGAAGACAGUGGGCGGCCGGGGACGCCACACACUCAGAGGAAGAUGUACCCCAGGAACAACCACAUCACCCCCAACAAGAGCACCCGCUACCUGCAACGCCAGCGUUCCUCCCCUCGCUUCACUGACAGCCGCUACUACUACAACGCAGAUGAGCGCAGCUUAGGAAGACUCAACCGCCAGAGCACUAAGAGUCCUGACAGUGGUUUGGACUGUGGCAGCGAGGAGGAAGGCUCCUUGGGCCGGAGUCAUCGAGGGUAUUAUGCUCAUGGAAGCCCCAUGCGGGGGCCAGUGCACUUCAUCCACUGUGAAGGCCCUGUAGAAAGGAGAGCGCUGGCUAUGGGCCGUAAAAGGACUCUGACCCGGCAGUGCAGCGUGGAGGAGGACUAUCCAGGGACUUCAACCAAAUCGGUACACACGGGUGACUUUAAGAACAGGGAGCACUUUGGGCCUGGUCGUGAGCGUAACUACUCCAGGGAAGGGGCACUGAGCGAGGGCCGGCUGAACGAGCUGGACAGGGCCUAUUACAGCCCCCACAGGGAGGCUAGGGCCCACUCUAUGUCCAGGCUCAACCGGGACCAGCCGCUGAUCAUUGGAAACUCAUCACAUGGAAACGCUGAUCGUCCAGAGCACUCAGGGAGGAGGCUGGUUCACAUCGGCAACCCCCCUCAGCAACGGCCCAUCCCAUCCAUUGAGAUCACCAUGGACAGUAACAGUGAGGGGAGUGAGGGGAACCUCUCACCCGUCAAGGAGGAUGUUUACUAUGGCAGUGUAGCUCGGCGCAGGAUAUGGCGGUCUUUGUCCUCAGAGGAUCAAUAUGACGGCUAUAGCGGGCGAAGGCACGGGCGGGGACGGCGUUCCCUGGAUUACUACGAGGAGUCGGAGCUGGAUGAGUUGACCCGGGUGUUCGUGGCUCUGUUUGACUAUGACCCCAUGUCCAUGUCUCCCAACCCGGAUGCUGCGGAUGAGGAGCUGCCAUUCAAGGAGGGCCAGAUCAUCAAGGUGUUUGGGAAUAAAGACAAAGAUGGCUUCUACAGGGCAGAGAUCAGAGACAGAGUGGGGCUCAUCCCCUGUAACAUGGUCUCUGAGAUCCAGACGGAGGAUGACGACAUGAUGGACCAGCUCCUCAAACAGGGUUUCCUGCCACUCAACACUCCUGUGGAGAAGUUAGUGAACUGUGACCGUUUCAAAGAUGGGCGCUCAAUAAAUCGCAGGUCCAGAAAGUCUAAGAGAGAAAGAAACAGGCGGAGUGGCCGUCAACAUCCAAUGUCCACACGGAGAAUGGUGGCUCUGUACGACUACGACCCUCGAGAGAGCUCCCCUAAUGUUGAUGUAGAGGCUGAACUGACUUUCUGUGCCGGUGAUGUCAUCAUGGUUUUUGGUGAAAUUGAUGAAGAUGGCUUUUACUAUGGCGAGCUCAAUGGACACAAGGGACUUGUUCCUUCCAACUUUCUAGAAGAAGUGCCUGACGAUGUGGAGGUUUUUCUCACUGACUCACCAUCUCGAUACCCCCAGGACACUCCAGCACGGAUAAAGACCAAAAGGAAGAAGAGUGUUCAUUUCACACCUUAAAGGCUCUGUUUCCGUCACGUAAGUGAGCAACUGAGGAUACCACGAUUACGCUCCCCUCGUCUAAUGCAGAUGACAUGGGUCCCCUUAGUUUCUGGUAUGCAACACGUGUACUCUAUCUGACAUUCCUUCAGCUCUGCUUUGUCUUUAGGAAGUUUUAGGACUCUUCUUUGUUGUACCAAAACUGUACAUGAUGUCUGUUGGUAGGAAAGUCAACCCCAGCCAAUGCAUUAGACAAGAAGUAUGGUAUCUUCAGUUGUUUCUCUGAGUGUUGUACAUGACAAUGUCCGUCUCCUGCAAUAAGCCUCCUGCUGUAAUUCAUGCUGAGCUAAAAGGCCAGAAUUGGUCGAUCAAAUCCCACAAAACAUUAAUAUUCAAAGUGGCAACAUGUGGACUACUUUAGUGCAGUAGAGCAUUCUAGAAAGACAUCCAGAAGAAAAUCUAUGCAAACAUGAGAAGACAAGCAAAAAGAAUUUUGGGGUUUUAUUUUUCUAAUGCAUUUCAGGUUUCGUUAUUUUUUCAGAAUCCAAUCAGAGACUCUUUUUAAUAAAUUCCAACAAUGUCACAGACUUCUUAGUCACCCAAGAUUACCUUUAGGUUAGACUGCCGAGAUACUGAUUUAAAGCGAGACUUUGUAACCAACCUCUGAUGAACAGAUGAUGUAAAAUUACUACUCAAUACAUAAGCAAUUAUCUACAAGUUCUUGUAGCACAAAAGGUCAAGAGUCAAAAAUGGAAACAUAUUCUAUCUUCUAUAAUAGCGCUAUUUAGUCAAAGUGUAGUAAUGUUAGCUUAGAUUAGCCACCAUAAGCUACUAGUCAUAAUACUUGGCCUGGUAAGGCACUAAAAAACAAACUAAAGAUUGUAUAAAGGAAGUGGAUGUGACCACUGAUAUGAAGCUCCUCACUAAGGCCAAAGUUUGAUUUUUACUCCAUCAUUAUCAUUAUGUUUUAAAAACACCACACUAAGGGUGGCUGUGAAAUCCUGAGGUCAAAAUGUAAUAAUUUAGGGUGCUUUCACACUUAUUGCUGUCUUUCUCUUUAGCAGUCAAGAUAACAACUGAUGCAUUGUUGCGAUUUUCUCUUGGGUUGGUUGUUUUGGAUUCACACUGCAAUAUCCUACAGCUGGCCAAAAGACAGGCUGUCCUCAUGCCAUUAUAUCAUUUGUAAACCAAUGCAUAGCCUACUAGUCAAACUUUGCAUUCAUGAUACCACGUGGGUUUACUUGGAGCACAGGGAGGUCAAAAGCCGUAGCUACACUUGAGCCAAUGAGCAUUUUUACCGAAAGUUUGACACCGCUUACAAAACAGUCCAUGAACAAGAGUGUCUCUCAAAGCUCUGCCAGUGCUAAGGUUUAAUGUUUGACUAUGUUAUCUGGUAUUGAGUGGUGUUCUUAACUUUUUUUUAGGAUGCAUGGUUUUGGUUUUCUAGUGGACAAAAAAAAAUUGUUAUAUUUGUGAGUUCUCUAGUUAUAUUCAAAAUUUGUUGUCACAAAGGCAUCACAGACAAGCAGCUAAAUGCCACCAAUAAACAAGGUCACCUUCAAACUGCUUCACCUGUGAGUGUAGGCAGAGACACUCUGACAGCUGGAUGCAAAAGUAGAAACCAGCUUGCUAAACGUGGAGGUUCUAGUGAUGAGAAGGAAAACUUUCCCUGGUUCACAGUCUGGAUUUAUGAUGCAUUCCAUUUCAUCUCAGAACUUGGAAAUUCAGAGUUGACAUCAUCAAAAAAGGGCCAUGAACUCAUAAUUCCGACUAGUAAAAUCAGAGCAACCCCCAUUGCCCCAGUUCCAAGCUCAUAACAAAUUUAAUACAUUUAACUUGGAUGUGACAUAAUUCCCAGCUCUGACAUCUGAGGUAAAUGCCACGCAGAAAAAAUUCUAGAUCUAAAUAAGUUGUUGAACCAGACAAAGUUGUUGAAACCUGUGAUGCUCUGCUGGCAAGACAGUGAGUAAAGUUAGCUUGCUGCAAUUUUUAUGAUGAUUAGUGUCAGAGCACUAAAAGCUGUGUAAACACCCAACUGGAUUGUAAAUGGUUGUUAUUCCUAUUAUUUUAUAAUCAGAUGCAAACAGAAUUGCCUGGUCGCCGUAUUGCUGCUACUGGAGUGUAAUAAGUCUAGCUUAAUUGCUUUUCACUGCAAACAAACUACUUCAAAUAAAAGCUGCUGAGAUCACCUCUUCUGAGCGAUUUCGAUUGUCGUGAUCAAACAAACCAGGCCAAAGAGGAAAUGCCGCUAAAUUUCGUUAUUGUUUCACAUAAUCCAGGUGUGAAAGCACCCUUAGUCUCAAUACCAUGCGUUUUAAAAUGAUACAGUCUCCCUCACUGAAAUGAAAUCAGAAAGUAUCAGAGUUUUAAAAACAAACUUCUGCGAGCAAGAGAAUGGUCUUUACAUUCACGGUCCAAAUUCUGACAAUAAAAAUUUCUUCUGGCUGCUAACAAAGAUAAAAAAGCCACGUUGAUGGCCCAAGAGGAGGUGGCACUCUUAAUAGCACAAUUUCUGUGGCAACUUUUGAGUACUAAACCUUACCACUGUGCUGGAGUUUGCCUGUAAUAUUUGGUGAUCAAAAAUGAAGUAAUUGCCCAAUAUUAGACACCUGGAACCUUUAUUUUUGAUGCAAUGGUACUGAAACAGAUACAGAUACUAUCUGGGCCUCACCAAUAAUGCAUUGAGGUUCAUAUCGUGGUUGACAGAAUGCUGUAAUGGAGAUUUAUCAGUCACAGAAAACUACAUUCAAAUCAUCUUUUUCUUCACUGCUUUAAACCAGCUGAACUCAUACAAGCAGUGAGGUCUCCCUCUGCUGGCCUUUAGAAAGAAUGCAGGUUUAAGGCACCUCUAAAUUGGCUUAACUUUAAAAGUCUCAAACUGCCUCCGAUAUUAAACUGACAAGAGUUUAACUUAUUUUCCCAGUAGGGAAAUAAUUUAUUUGUACUUUCAGAAGUUAUGUCUCGCUUUAAAGUCAGUCUAAAGUGAGCCAAAUACAGCAGAGUGAUUCACCUGUACUGGGGUAUAAUCUGGGGAUCUGACAGUACACGUUCAGCUUUAGAGAUUCUCUUUGAGUUAUAGAGUUUAUUACAAAUUUAACCUUCAAUCACCCAAAGUGCAUUUUCCCAGAAGCCUUUUAGCUCAUGAUUACAGCAAAGGACUAGUGACCGGUAGUUUCUCUGUAACCCAGUUGUACCAGUAAAAAUCCAUAUCCAGUAUAAUUGAGAGAAAAGAUUGUGGUUGUGAUAUAAAUAUGUCCCAAUUGUGUCCCAAAAUGCAAAUGUAUCUGUUGAUGUGAGAGAAACUGCCCCGCCUUUGUUGGGAAAUGUUGUCACCUGAAAUUGAUGUGGAAGUUAGUGGAUGUCAUGCUUUAACUCUGUGCUGUUGUAAAUUACUCAUAGCAACUUGGAAAAUAAUAUCUAUUUCUACCUGGGUGGGAGGGUGAGCUUCUAUGCACAGGACAACAACCAGGGAGGUAGACGCCAGAGCUAUGGUGGCCCUACAGAGGCAGAAAGGACAAAAAGAGAAGUAGAGGCUGAGGUGUGACAGACCGCUGGCCUUUUUAACACCCUCAACUGUCCCUUACGGGUCUCCCAUUAGGUUCCAUUGGAAAAAUCGGCUCCGCCCAGAAGAGCAGCCUCUCCCACAGUGCGUCCACACAUCCCCGGCUCCGGCCCCGCCACCAUGGGGCCCAGCAGCCCCAUCAGGGCCCCACUGGA